Messenger RNA from Ilex paraguariensis (yerba mate), 164 nucleotides. The record is from the annotation of a GenBank genome assembly. NCBI's taxonomy places the organism in Eukaryota, Viridiplantae, Streptophyta, Magnoliopsida, Aquifoliales, Aquifoliaceae.
UCCUGGGUUUGUGAACUCUUCUGGCCUUGAAAGAAUGACUGUUGAGCAGAAAAUUGAUGAGAAUAACGAUCAGUUUCCAGUGGGUAUUCGAGUUCUGGCCGUAGACGAUAACCCAAUUUGCCUCGCGCUGUUGGAGACUUUGCUUCGUAAAUGCCAAUACCAUG